AUGCAGCUUCCUCUAUCAAUCACCACCUUUCUCGCGAUCAGCAGCCAGACACUUGGCGCCAGUCUCUUCGGCCUUUACCGCAUCCAGAAAACAAUCGAUGGCCAGGAUGUUGUCUUGACCGGACAAGGAGAAAAUAAAGCCCCGGCCUUUGAAGCACCUAUUGGCAAAGCCAGUCAGAUCUGGAGGUUUGAAGAUCAGGGAGACAACAACACGAUCAUCCAAAGUGUGCCAACCAAGUACUACUUGAAUUGUGGACCGGGUUGUCUGGAGUCGUCAAGUGCCCAAACAUUUUACGUGGAGCAUCAGGGUCCGUUUGAAUAUACGUUCUUCGACCUUGACCACGACCAAUCGUUACGCUCGACAGACAAGAAUGGAAUAGCGCUAGCCGACGUAGCUGAGAAUACCGACAAGGAAAGAUUUGAGGUUAUCCGAGUGGAAUUCUGUGAGUAG
Molecule: messenger RNA, 450 nt
Organism: Penicillium odoratum
Lineage: Eukaryota; Fungi; Ascomycota; Eurotiomycetes; Eurotiales; Aspergillaceae
Exons: 1
Coding region: 1-450 (149 amino acids)
Source: RefSeq, a predicted model, not a curated record